Messenger RNA from Bombus pascuorum, 995 nucleotides. RefSeq names its product INO80 complex subunit C. NCBI's taxonomy places the organism in Eukaryota, Metazoa, Arthropoda, Insecta, Hymenoptera, Apidae. Bases 423 to 800 code for a protein of 125 amino acids. The record is from RefSeq and is a predicted model, not a curated record. Gene Ontology annotation, cellular component: Ino80 complex. The transcript is spliced from 5 exons. Gene Ontology annotation, biological process: chromatin remodeling.
AUAAAUUGUACUACAUAAGAUCUAGAAAUAUCAUAAAACUAAGAUUUAUAACAUUAGGAAUUAAGAAAUAAUAAUGAUAUUUUACGCAAUACUUAUUAUUAGUAUUUAGUAACUUCAAAUUUUUAAGUUCGCAUACCAGGUCAGAGAAACAUUUCGAUAUAUCGAUGAGAUUCAAAGGACUAUUAUGCAGCUGUACUUAUUUUAAGUCGAUGGGCCAAGGUUCUAGUUAAACAUAUAAACACAACUAUGAUGCAUACAAUUUCUGGUAUAUUAGGAUGUGAUGUAGAAAGGAUAUUGGUUUUAUAUAAUCCAAGAGGGAAAUGAUUUUGGAUAUUAUCGUAUAUAAAGAAAAUUUAUGAAUAUAUCUCUACUAUAAAUUUGUUCAUUGAUGAGGUUUAUAAGUGUUUUAAGUGAAAUAAAAAAUGGUAAAUGAAGAAGUAGUGGAAUUUAAUAAGAAAUCACAACCAGUUUACAAGAAUCCAAUUUUUCAACAGAAAUUUCGAUCUACUAGUACCACUGGAAAGAAACGGACUUGGCGCUCAUUAAAACAAGUGCUGGCUCAAGAACGCACUUUACCAUGGCCUGUAGAAGUAGUGCAUUAUAGUUCUAUUAAUGCACCGCCAAGCUUCAGGCCAGCAAAGAAAUAUUCUGAUAUUUCUGGGUUACCCGCACGAUAUACAGAUCCACAAACUAAAUUAUACUAUGCAACGGCAGAAGAAUUUGCAACAGUCCGAAGUCUACCAAUGGAUAUAACUGCUGGAUAUUUAGCAUUGCGCGGCGCUUCCAGUAUCGUUGGAUAAAUGAAAGGAGAAUUUUAUUUUCUAUGAUUUCCUUAUAUUUAAAUAGUAUAAAACACGGAUAUUUUAUUUUGUAAUUGUUAUGGUACUUAUUAAAGAAUAAUGAAAAAUUAAGUAUAAUUCGGAAAAUUAAACAAAAAAGUGUAAACAAAGAUAUAUCGAGCUUAAAAAGAGACAAAAUAAAGCUGUUUGCACUAA